CAUGUUUACAUCUCUGAGGUCUGUUAUUAUUUUGAUUUUUUCCAAAUUUAAAAUGUGCAGUGUAAAACUUUAUAUUGAAUUUUUUUCAAUUUUGGAUCCAGGAACAUAAUUUUGGAGUAAAUGAAAUUGUAAUAGGUGUGACGGAAAUCUUUCAAAAUAACUAAGAGAAUUUUUUGUUGAAAAUAUCAAUCUUCAGAAUGGACAGGAGCCCUAUAAAAAAAAGAAAGAUGUCUUUUGCCAAUGAUCGAUUGAAGAAAUUGAGAACAUCCAUAAAUAAUGACGUAUCAUCGUUAUCCCCAAAUACAUCAAAUAAAGUAUUCACUCCAACAUUGGUAAAAAGCAGUCUAACAAACAAUUCAAAAGAAUUUCAAGAAGGAAAAAAACAAAUUAUAAAUUAUAAUGAUCAUUCAUCAUCAUUAUCCCCGAAUAAAUCGAACACAGUGUUCACUCCAUCAUCUGUCAAAAAUAGUCUGCCAAACAAUACAAAGGGUUUUCAAGAAAGGAAAAAACUAAUACCUACCAGGAAACUUAAAAACCAAAGCAGUGGAAGUAAUUCGAUUAAUAUAAAUAAACAAAAUCACCAACUUUCUGUGAAAAAUGAUAUUGAUGAAUCAGAGUUAUUUGGUAGUACUCCCAAGCGUAGAAAAAUAGAUGCGACUGUGUCUAAUUCAAGUACAUCUAUCAAACUUUGCGAUAAUCCCAUUCCACAAAAAAAUAAUUUUGACGUCAAAAGUAAAAAAAAUGUUGAACAGUUACCAAAAAUAUCUACUAUUACCGUCCUUGACCAAACCCCAAAGAGACUUAUAGAAAAUGUUAAAAACAUAAAUAAAAACUCAGCAAAUUCACGAAUAGCCAAAAUAAAGAGUAAUUUAGGGACAAACUUUUCAGCUAUCAGUUCAAAUAAAACAAAAUUUGAGUAUCAACAUACUUCAGAUGUUACAACACAGCCAGAGAAUAUAAAAAAUACUUGUUCAUCAGUUGAUUCGAAGAAAGGUAAUGCAAGUAUUGGCGAAGCUCUGAAUACGUUAUUUAACAAAUUAUUCCGUUGUCAAAAUGAUUCAGACAACAAUAAAGUAGAAUGUGCUGAAAAUAAUGAUUCAAUGGAAUGGGAACCUGACGAAGAAUUUGAUCCGAAUAUAUUGGAGAAUGAAGUAGAAAGAAAAUCAAAGCGAACAAUUUAUAUAAUUGUGGACACAAAUAUUUUCUUGGACAGUUUGAAUUUUCUCAGAGAAAUCGUUAACGAUGGAUCAAAAGGAGGAAUUGAACCUGUAAUAUAUGUACCCUGGAUGGUUUUCAACGAACUGGAUGAUAUUAAAGAUAACAAAUUAAGUGGUUUGAAAUUUGCGGCAAGAAGGGCCAUUGAGUUUAUAAAUAAGAUGCUCACAACGGAUAAAGAAAAACUAAUAGGUCAAAGUAUUUUCGAAGCAACUCAACAAAUGUACGUAGGUAAAUCUCCUGAUAAUAAAAUCGCUUCAUGUUGCCAUCAAGUUAAAGCGAAAGGUUAUAAUGCUAUACUCCUUACGAACGACAAAAACCUAAGAAAUAGAUUAAACGCAGAUAACUUUCCGAGUUAUUCCUGUGAUGGUAUUUUGACAAAUUUGGAUGAUAUAUCACCGCUUCAAACAAAAUCGGCCAAAAAUGAUAAAAUUGAAACGUUGAUGUGUGUAAUGAAAAAAUGUUGUGAAAAUAUUAUUAUAGAUUGCUGUGCAGAGGAAUAUGGCAACGUUUGGAAUAAACUGGCCUUGCUUGAUACCCAACCUUGGGAUUUUCACAUGUGUUUGAAAAUAUUCCAGAAAUAUUGGUCUGCCGUGUUCAGGGAUAAGCUUCUGAAGCAAUUCCUGAACGUUGUGGAAAAGAUGAUCCCAGUAAUGCAAAAAUCAGAUUCCCUCAACAAUCCUACAAUGUUUAAAACCUUUGCUGAAAAUUGUUUAUCUCUUUGUUUCUUUUUUAUGGACUUGCAGCAAUUUAAGGAUCUUGUCCAGGAAACAACAGGAAAGGUCAAUUCAUUGAUGAGCCAGAACCCUUGAUUGAUUUUUAAAAUCGUACACCAUCAGCAUUUAAUUACUUUGGAACUUUUGAAAAAAUUGUACAGUAUUGUUUUGGUGUUAUUUUUUUAUUAUGUAAAUAUGCUUGACGUUUGAGAUUGUAAAAACUUUGGUCAAGUGUUAUCACAAGUGAUUAAUUCGAAGAAAAAUGUGAUAAUAUAUUUUUGCAUGCUGUUUUGUUGAGGAAAAUAUAGAAUAAUUCAGA
This is a messenger RNA of Harmonia axyridis, 2250 nucleotides long. RefSeq names its product transcriptional protein SWT1 (gene Swt1). The coding region runs from base 198 to 2027 and encodes 609 amino acids. Lineage: Eukaryota; Metazoa; Arthropoda; Insecta; Coleoptera; Coccinellidae. Gene Ontology annotation, cellular component: nucleus. The record is from RefSeq and is a predicted model, not a curated record. The transcript has 7 exons.